AUGUCAAAGCUCAUCCUUAUCCUCGCCGCACAAAUCCUCCUUCUCGCCGCCGUUGCCUCCGCCGGAAACUUCGCAAGAACAAUGAAUCCGAAACGCAUCCAGAAGAAGGAGAAACUCACACAUCUCCGAGUCUAUUGGCACGACAUCCUAAGCGGUCGAAACCCUAGCUCCAUUAUGAUCCACCCGGCGGUUGCAAACUCAUCAACCUCCUUCGGAUCAAUCAGAAUGAUGGACAACGCACUAACAUCUGAUGUGCCGAUCAACUCUACUGUGGUGGGUCAGGCACAAGGCUUUUAUGCAGGAGCGGCUCAACGUGAGCUAGGUUUCUUGAUGGCGAUGAAUUUCGCUUUCAAGGCAGGGAAGUACAAUGGAAGCACGAUCACGAUUCUUGGUCGGAACACGGUGUUCUCGAAAGUUAGGGAAAUGCCGGUGGUCGGAGGAAGUGGAGUUUUCCGGUUCGCUAGAGGUUAUGUCGAGGCUAGAACCAUGUGGUUUGAUCAAAAGUCAGGAGAUGCUACUGUGGAGUAUAACUGUUAUGUCAUGCAUUACUGA
Molecule: messenger RNA, 552 nt
Organism: Arabis nemorensis
Lineage: Eukaryota; Viridiplantae; Streptophyta; Magnoliopsida; Brassicales; Brassicaceae
Source: the annotation of a GenBank genome assembly